Messenger RNA from Danaus plexippus (monarch butterfly), 2048 nucleotides. RefSeq lists its product as uncharacterized. NCBI's taxonomy places the organism in Eukaryota, Metazoa, Arthropoda, Insecta, Lepidoptera, Nymphalidae. Bases 160 to 837 code for a protein of 225 amino acids. The record is from RefSeq and is a predicted model, not a curated record. The transcript is spliced from 3 exons.
UUAUAAAUUUCUAGAAGUCACGAAUUGUCAGUCCUUGUUUUGUAUAAACAUUUAUUUUCAAGUCGCCAAGUACUUGUUGUAGUAAAAAUUCAGCUGUUAUUUGACGAAUUACUACAGUUAUUUCAUAAAAAGCGCGUAAAACAGAUUGUUUUAUGAAAAAUGGAUAUCUACGGCUACUCUUCAUAUCCAUACAAUCAAUCAGAUGAAUUGGCGAAACAAAUGUUUGCCCAACAAGCUUUAGCUUCAUCAGUUCGAGGAAUGGAACAACCCCAUGAUAUGCCGGCACCCUCAGGAUCCCCAUGGAACGUUCAGGGUAUACCUUGGAGUAUGCAGUCACCUCCAAAUUUAGUUCAUUUUACUGCUCAGACUCCGGAUACUAAAGUGACUACAAUAGUACAUUGCAAAAGAAAAAGUCUUGACGUAGAUCCUCCAAUACCAGCAAAACAAUUUAUAACAGAGGAGAAAAUGGCAGCUCAUCUCAAUGCUUUGCACAUAUCGUCAAGUUACACACAACACUCCUUAGCUAGUGAGGAUGUGAUGGAGGUAGUUGUGGACCCAACAGCACCAGUUACAACAACUAGCAUCAGCGAAAAACUCAAGGGGCAUACCAUUGUCCUAUCAGAUGACGUGAAAAAGAUUCAAGAUGAACCCAUAAUACCAGCGUCACUCAUUGAAAGACUACAAAAACCACAGAUGUCUCUUGUAGUUUGGAGACCAAAAGAGAAUAUUCUAGAAAAGAUGAAAGAAGAGAAAGACGUAGACUCCGAGGAGGAGAAACUGAAGAAGAGAAAUGGUGUCCUUGUGGUAGAACAUUCUAGAAUGGAUAUGGAAAUGUGACACUGUUUGUCAUUAUUAAUAAAUAAAUACUGUGUAAGUUUGAAAGUGACGAAUAUAACAGCUUUUGAUACAAUUUGAUUACAAAACAAAAAUAUCAAAUCCGCAUUUGAUGUUCUCUCAACUAAAUAACAUUAUUUUACUUCAAAUAUAACAUUAUGGUGUACUUUUAAUGUACGUUCACUAAUUGGCCACUGUCAUUUUGAUUUGUAUUUACUGUCCCAAUUUUGGUCAGACGCUUAAAAAACAUGUUCUUAUAGUUAAUGACAUUUAUAUAUAAAUCAAUGUUUAUUUAAGAGGAAUGAUAUAUGUAAGUGUUUGAAUUAAUGUGGUCAAAUUGGUGAGAUAGGCAUGAUUAUGUAAGUAAUAAAAUUGUGCGUUUUUUUUUGUGAUUUUCUUCUUUUGGUGCCUUAUAAUUUGAUGUUUCUCUUCUCCUUUCGAUAUAUUUAUGGAAAAUACUUAUUGGUGGUAACUUGACAUUUGAAAAUACAGAUAGUAAAUUUAAAAAAUAUAUAAUUGGUAUUAUUUUUUAAAUUCCCAUGUAUAUUGUUUCAGCGUAUACUGCCAAUGUGUCUAAAUAAUUUAAUGUUAGGGCUUAAGAAAAACAUAUAUUUAAGUAUUUUGUUGUAAUUACUUUGUUAGAUCCAUUAACCUCAUGUGAAAUUCUUAUCCAUAUUUCAUAUUUGAUGUUCAUUUGUUUCUUUCUAUUAACUCAACAAUAAUUUGUAAAUUUUGUUUCUACUAUCAACACAUAAAUGCAUUUUGAUUUUGUGAAUCUUUUUUAAAUUAGUUUUUAAGUGACAUUGUCAUACUUGCAUGUAAUCAUUUUUACCGACCUUGCAUGGGAUGAAUGUGUAUGGGUAUUGAAGACUGUACGUUUUUUUCUACUAUAUUAAUAAUAAAACAUUAUAUAUUUGCUGUAGAUCUUACAAAUAGCGUUUAAAUGCAUUACUUAACUAAACAAUCUUACUCCAUAACCUUUGGAUUGUUGAGUCAAACUGCAUAUUUAACAUUCUAUGAAUGUUAAUUUAAAUUUCAUAGCAUUGAUUUGUGUAAUGUAGACUUUUGAUAGUAAAAUCCUCCUAGUGAAUAAUUUAGAACUAAACAAGGAAUUUUUUAAAGAUUUCUUACCAUAUGACAAUGUUUAUUCUAACUUUGUAAUACAUAGAAUAGUAGAUGAUAAAAUGUAAGAAUAAAGGACUAUACAAAAUUGA